Peromyscus maniculatus bairdii (prairie deer mouse) is the source of this 5904-nucleotide messenger RNA. It is a transcript of the gene Sptlc3, whose product is annotated as serine palmitoyltransferase long chain base subunit 3. Lineage: Eukaryota; Metazoa; Chordata; Mammalia; Rodentia; Cricetidae. Gene Ontology annotation, biological process: ceramide biosynthetic process; sphingosine biosynthetic process. The record is from RefSeq and is a predicted model, not a curated record. Gene Ontology annotation, cellular component: serine palmitoyltransferase complex. Gene Ontology annotation, molecular function: pyridoxal phosphate binding; serine C-palmitoyltransferase activity.
UUCUUCUGGAAAAGCCUGACUGGUAGGAUUCCUUUAAGGGCUCAGCCCCAAAGUCCUUUAUGUCAUCACUUCAGCUACUUGAAAACUGAAGCUCCAGAAGAUCUCUGAAAGAAAGAGAACCUGCUGGGCUCAAGCACUUCCCACCGAUGGCCAAUCCUAAGGGUAGUGCUGUUACUAAUGGGACUGUCCACAAUCCCAAGACUCAGCACAGAAAAUGGCAAAGCACUGACUGUGUGAAAAAUGGAAUCCCCAAAGAAGCCCAGCAAAAUUCUAAGAAGCCACGUUUUUUUGAUAAGCCCAUCUUUGAGUCCUACCCGGAGCCACCACUGUAUGUCUUGGUUUUUACUUACAUGGGAUAUGGAAUCGGAACCCUAUUCGGCUACCUCAGAGACUUCAUGAGAAGCUGGGGAAUAGAAAAAUGCAACGCAGCUGUGGAGCGAGAAGAACAAAAGGAUUUUGUGCCGCUUUAUCAGGACUUUGAGAAUUUUUAUAAGAGGAACCUUUACAUGAGAAUCAGAGACAGCUGGAAUCAGACGGUCUGCAGUGCCCCAGGGCCCUACUUGGACAUAAGGGAGAAAGUGUCCGAUGACUAUAACUGGACAUUCAGGUAUACUGGAAGAGUUCUCAAAGAUGUCAUCAACAUGGGCUCCUACAACUACCUUGGGCUUGCAAGCAAAUAUGACGAGUCCAUGAAGACAGUAAAGGAUGCUUUAGAAGAGUAUGGUGUAGGUGUGGCCAGCACCAGACACGAAAUGGGUACCUUGGAUAAACAUAAAGAGCUGGAGGAGCUCAUGGCUAAGUUCUUGAAUGUAGAAGCAGUGAUGAUCUUUGGAAUGGGAUUCGCAACCAACUCAAUGAAUAUCCCUAUAUUUGUUGGAAAGGGAUGCCUCAUUUUAAGUGAUGAGUUAAACCACACAUCUAUCAUCCUGGGGGCUCGACUCUCAGGUGCAACCAUAAGACCCUUCAAACACAACAAUGUCCAAAACCUAGAGAAGCUCCUAAGAGAAGCUAUCAUCAAUGGCCAGCCUCGCACAGGCCGAGCUUGGAAAAAGAUUCUCAUCCUGGUAGAGGGCGUCUACAGCAUGGAAGGUUCCAUUGUGAAUCUGCCCCAGAUAGUGGCUCUAAAGAAGAAAUACAAGGCUUAUCUCUACAUGGAUGAAGCUCACAGUAUUGGUGCUACGGGCUCCAGUGGCAAAGGUAUCAGAGAGUUCUUUGGACUGGCCCCUGAAGAUGUGGACGUAUACAUGGGCACAUUCACCAAAAGCUUUGCAGCCUCGGGAGGCUAUAUAGCAGGGAAAAAGGAAAUUGUGGAUUAUGUACGGAUUCACUCACAUAGUGCCACUUAUGCGACAUCCAUGAGUCCCGUAAUAGCAGCGCAAAUCAUCAGAUCCUUGAAACUUAUUAUGGGAGAAGAUGGGAACCUUGGAGGUCUGCAGAGAAUACAGCAACUUACAAAAAACAUAAAAUACUUCCGACAGCGGCUGAUAGAAAUGGGAUUCAUCAUCUAUGGCAAUGACUACUCUCCCAUUAUCCCUGUGCUCCUGUACAUGCCUGCUAAAGUAUCUGCUUUUGGAAGGUAUUUGCUUAAGAAAAAAAUCGGGGUGGUGGUUGUUGGAUUUCCAGCCACUGCCUUGACAGAAGGUCGGGCUCGCUUCUGCCUUUCAUCAGCACAUACUAAGGAGAUAUUAGAUGAAGUUUUGGAAGUUGUUGAUAAACUCGGUGAUCUCCUGAAUGUGAAAUACUUCCCACUCAAGAAGUCAGGACGCCCUGCACUCUCCAAUGAGAAGAGUUCUGACAGUGAAGCAAGCUUUGAUGAGAUGAGCAUUGAACCUGAAACAUAAGUUUCCUGGCAUAAUGAACGGAACAUAAAGACUGCCAGAAGACUUUCUUCCUCCUUUGUCUCACAAGGAAUAUAGCUGUAUUUUACCCUUUCCUCGGGACAAUUUUAUUUUCCAAACCAGCUUAAUUGAGUGAGGGAAAUAGUCAUUUCUUUAAUGUCUCUAACCUGCUGCUACAAAAUCAAAAUACACAUCAAAUUCUAGAUUUACAUUUUCCCUCUCCUUGGCUGGAAAUACACAAAUGCACACUUGGAGUAUUUUUUAAUGGCAAGGAGCUUGUGUUUUAGCUGCUACUCUCCAGGUUUUGAGUCAGACCCUUUCAAGGGCUCCGACCAAAUGAAAGGAUUUUGAUUUUUAACUGGAUAAUCUUACUGUGUGUUCAACUAUGCCAUCUGCACACAUGAGAAAAAGGGACAGAGAGGAGCUUAUUCUCUUGCUCAACCCAUACCAAUACCAGGAACAGUUUGUAUGUAUCGUGGGAAGUUCCAGGAAGGAUGGAAGGCAAUGCUGUUUCUACUGUUGGCCACCUGUCAACUUUAUCCAAGGUCAGGUAUCAAAAGACAUAGUUAAUGAUUGGGAGAGAAUGCAAAACUAGCCAGUGGUGACUAGAGGUGUCCUUGAAGCCAAUCUCUUUUUUUUCUUGGUGCUCUCCUACACCUUUGUUGUUAAGCUUUUGGGGACUGGGAAGUUCAUGGCUCUUGUCUUCUAGAGAGGAAGAAGGAAAUUAAGCACAAAUCAGUUUAGGACCCAGACUAAAACUGUAAUAUUAAAACAAUUCAAAUGAUGCUGGUGCCAUACAGAGUGGGUUUAGCACGUUUGGCCUUAAUAACUUCCCAUUUUUCUACUGAAUUCCGAGUGAAACUCAAUUUUAAAAAAAUUUCCCAACUUACACCAGAAGAAUGAACUGGUCCAACAAGGUAUUAAAAAAUGAAUUCUCUCUCUCUUCCAAGGCUAUGUAUUUGUAGAUACCAGGUCCAGUAAAUAACAUCCUCCAUGGCACAUCUACUCAGAUUUGGUGAGAAGACACACUUUUGUGCAUCUAUGAUUCAUCCCUCUCAUGACACACAAAAAACGACACAAGCAUCUCUGAAAAAUUAGUCCUCUGCUAAUUGGUUCUAGUUGGUAUGGAAAAAGCCAGUGGAAAACCUUAUCUUUAACAAGCUCCCAGAUGGUGCCCAGACUUGGAAACUCCAAAGAGCAGUGGUGACCUUUUAGCCAAGCUUCUGUAACAGUUCGAAUGAGUUACAGAACAUUCCACUCCAUCAAAUGACACUGUAAACAAAUCACUUCAAAAGAGCUUUGGCUCUGUGUGACACAGAUGGGCUCAAGCUUUCAUGCUGUGCACAGAGACAGAAAUUCAACCUGCAACACCAAUGCUUGAUGGAGCAACACUGAUGCUCAAAGAACGUUCGAAAAGAAAGUGAUACCUUUGCAAAACUUUUUAAAAAGUAUAGCCCCCUGGUGGAUUAUAAUUUUUUUUAGUGGAUCUCUUGGGGUUGGAGAGAUGACUCAGCAGCUGAGAGCAUUUACUGCUCUUCCAGAGAGAACCUGAGUUCAGUUCCCAGCACCCAGGUUGGGUUGUUCACAACCACCUGUAUCUCCAGCUCUAGGGCAUCUGAUGCCUGUGGCUUCUGUGGGCACCAGGACUCACAUGGGCAUAUCCACACUCUGACCCACACACAUACACAUAGUUAAAAUAUAAUUUUAAAAAAAAAUCAAUCCUUUAAAAAAGUUCCCAGUUCCCAGUUAUAAAGUGCCUCAGAAGUGGUGAAAAGCUAUAGGAAUGCUGUGAUGAAGAGGAAAAGAAAUGGGUACUAUGUGUGCAGCUGCCCAUCUGAAGACUAACCUGAUAACUAGUCCAACUCUUCUGAGUGAACUGGUACAGCAUUACUUCUGCAGAGAAAACACAUAUCAUAUAGAUGCAUAAAGCAAGAAAGAUAUGUAUGUCUUUUCUUUUUAAUAUGUGCAUUCAAUGAAGUUGUUCUUAAUAAAUCACUGAACAAAAUGUAGAGUACCUAGAGUUCAAAACAGGAAAUAGGCAGUAAAGAGGGCAGAGAGAGAUCUAUGCUUCUAACAGUAAGCAUCCCCCUUCAUCUCUAGUUCUGUCUGUUAUCAUCAUCUAUGGUGUCAUACCUGCCCUAAAAUUUUAAACCACCAGAGGGAUAGGUAUAUUCCUGAUUAACAAUGCUCAUGCCUUUUACUUGCAUGGAGGAAUUUGUGUUCUGUUCAUCAUGGAGAAGAAGUUACUUUCCUGCCCAGCAUGCAGAGCAAGGAGGAGGUUCUUCCUUUUCAUUAAGAUCUGAGGAUCUUGGAGCAACUUGUUACCUUCCCAUACACAUAUGAAAAGACUUACUUUUUGUCAGAGUCUACAGUGAAUAUACACUUAGGAAAAGAACUGUAAUUCCAGUACAAUGCUUCCUGAGUGAGGAGAGACUCUGACUUCUUUGAGUGGCAGUAUAUAUAAAAUAGAAAGUAUAUAUAUAUAAAAUAGAAAGUUGUGAAUUGUAAGAAAUACUGAUUUUUAUAAGAAAAGUCCUCUAAGUUAACUAAGACUGAUUUCAAUUUGGUAGUAACUACUGAGUUUCAUUAAUCAGAGUUUGGAUCUGUUGGGAUCAAGGACUCUCUGAAUUAUAGUGUUUUAUAUCCCAUCUAUCUUAUGUGCAUGGUACCCAUAUACACACAUAUAUAUGCAUGGACACUUUUACUCUUCUUUGAAAAAGAAGAAGAGAAUCAACAGCUAGAUGAAUAUCUGACUGAAUGACUGAGAGAUAGGUGUUCUAGAAAUCAACUUUUGGGGAAACAGAAGCUGAAGUUUCCAAACUGAUAUUUGUAAGGAAGAAAAUUUUGCAUAAUGAAGGAAUGACAAUCAUAUCAUGGCAUGACAGUGUCAUGGAUACUUAGCUUUACUGCCUUUCAACAUGUUUCAGUUUGAGAGAGACCAUAGACUUCAGAAUUUAUUUAGGAAACUUGUUAACAUGACAAACCACGUGGUUCACAUCAGACCACCACUGAAUCUGAUCCCAGUGGUUCCCAGGACACUACAUUUUAACAAGCCUCCCCAGGUAAUUCCAACAUACGCCAGAAUUUGUAAACCAUUAUUAGAGCUUUUGGUAGACCAAUUGGCUCCUAUAACAUAGCAGGGAACUUUUCUGAUUCUUUGUUGAUACUAGUAAACUGAAAUGAAUUUAGUCCAUGCUUCUCCUUUCCUUCUCAAUGGGCCAUUUUCUAAGAAAUGUCGGUCUCUACGAAAAAUAGACCCAACAUUGAAAAGAUCUUCACAAGAUGCCCCCGUUCCCCCUGUAUUUUAGAUUCCUACUUUUAAUAUUCUCCUUCCCUCUCUCCAUAACUUUAAAAAGAAAAGCUCAACCUUUGACCAUUACAACUCUUCAGUCGAGUGCUAUUCUUGCCAGAUCCUCACACACACAAUGCCUCUCUACAUCUUCUUUCACAAGUAACAGAUAUAUAAAAUUCUAGCUCUUACCUUAAAAUCUAAGUUCUGAUGAAUACUUGAACUAUCUUAAAUAUACACUUUGAUUUAUAACAAUAAUAAUUUGGAAGAUAGUAACAAUGUAUUUGUGUUCUAUUCUUUUCUAAUACCAUACCCAGUUGUGUAGUGUUUUGUAAAUCAGGAAGAGAGUAUUUCUUUGCUUUGGGGGAGAUAACUCAUCAGUAAUGUAUUUCCUAUGUAACAUGAAGAUCUAGAUGAGCUUGAUCCCCAACACUUACAUAAAAAGCCAAGCAUGGUGGUAUAAGCUUGCAAUCCUAGCUCUGAGAAGGCAAAAACAAGUAGAUUCCUACCUAGUCUUAUCAAGGAGCUCCAGGUCCCGAGAGAACCUCUCUCUAAAAAUAAAGUGAAUGGUUCCUGAAGAAUAGCACUCAAGGUUGACCUUUAGCACGCACACACACACACACACACACACACACACACACACACACACACACAAGAAGAGACUAUUUCUUGGCAAUUGUUGUAGUAUAUUAUUUUGUAGCAUUGUGAAAUACAGUAUAUAGGGUGUGAAUAUGUUUAUGUUUCACUGAAACAUUUGAGAUGACCAGUUCACUUCAU